UUUGCAAUGUCUAACUCAUCAUCAGUCAUCACAUACUCAAAAACUCAACAAGUAAAAUGUCUUCUCUAGGACAAAUUUUCGCCAUACUCGUGGCAAUGGCUUGUAUGUCAUGUACAAUGGUUGCAGCUCAAAACUGUGGGUGUGCUUCCGGCGUUUGCUGUAGCCAAUAUGGUUAUUGUGGCAACGGCGAUGCCUACUGUGGUAAGGGGUGCAAACAAGGCCCUUGUUACUCUUCAACGGGCAGUGGUGCUGUUUCGGUACAAAGUUUGGUGACAGACGCGUUCUUUAAUGGGAUUAUUAACCAAGCAGGCUCUAGCUGUGCUGGUAAGAGGUUCUACACCAGAUCUGCUUUCUUGAAUGCUCUCGGAAACUAUGCUCAGUUCGGCAAAGGUGGAUCCUCCGAUGAUACUAAGCGUGAAGUCGCCGCCUUCUUUGCUCAUGUCACCCAUGAAACUGGAAGUUUUUGCUACAUAGAGGAGAUAGCGAAAUCAACCUAUUGUAACGCAACCACAACAUGGCCGUGCAAUCCAAGCAAGCAAUACUAUGGCAGAGGGCCCCUUCAACUCACAUGGAACUACAACUAUGGAGCAGCCGGUAGAAGCAUCGGAUUCGACGGUAUCAAUGCACCAGAAACAGUUGCUAACAAUCCUGUUACUGCUUUUAAAACAGCCUUAUGGUUUUGGAUGAACAACGUCCACUCCACCUCCAGCCGAGGGUUCGGUUCUACCAUACGAGCUAUCAAUAGCAUCGAAUGUAAUGGUGGUAAUACAGGUGCUGUCAAUUCUCGGAUUCAGUACUAUAGACAGUAUUGUAAUCAAUUUGGUGUUUCUCCUGGGAACAAUCUCAGUUGCUAAGUACAUCAGUAUGUAAUAUAGUAAGAAGGGUGUUGGUUGCUACUCUAUGCUACUAACCAACUAUUAUAUUGUAAUUCAUGCAAAAUAAAAGGACACCUGCUUCAAAUUCAUACAAUAAUGAGCAAGCUUAUAAUAUGAAAUAAAAGUAUAUACUCCGUCUCCGUAGAUUGUUACUGUCC
Messenger RNA from Chenopodium quinoa (quinoa), 1033 nucleotides. Its product is annotated as endochitinase EP3-like. Gene Ontology annotation, biological process: chitin catabolic process; cell wall macromolecule catabolic process; carbohydrate metabolic process. Bases 57 to 854 code for a protein of 265 amino acids. The transcript has 2 exons. The record is from RefSeq and is a predicted model, not a curated record. Gene Ontology annotation, molecular function: chitinase activity; chitin binding. NCBI's taxonomy places the organism in Eukaryota, Viridiplantae, Streptophyta, Magnoliopsida, Caryophyllales, Amaranthaceae.